UGAGCACCAUUGUGGUGUGGCACGAUUGGCAACAUCUCGAACGAAAUGGACGGUCAGAAGCCGCUCACAACCAACGGGGGAUUAUGCCUUGGCCAUCGGGCGGACUGUGACUCUUCAUUUUUGACAUUAUCAAAACCCAUGAACAGCUGAAAAUAUACCCGAUUGCCGUCCUCUUCAUCUCCCUUUCCACUUCUGAUACCCGACCUCACGCACAGUUACGCUUCCCGAUACCCCAGCUGAUUUCACUUGACUGUGCCUGAUUCCACGGCCAUGACUACGAACAAGCUUGAUAAUGAAGGCCACGAGGCUCAACACCUCGAUGUUUCUCGCUCGGUGCUCCACCAGAUCAUCACAGGGGUUAUCGCGGCUACAAAGGUGUCUGAAGAGGGACACUUUUACGAUAAGGGAAUGGCUCCAUAAUGCCGUUCUUCAAACCCAAGAUAACUCACCCGUGUGGCAAGCAUCAUGGCAACUGAUCCAUCUCGCACUUGGUGUCUCAGUGCUGCGUCACAAGGCUCGACAGGGCCAGCCUAUUGAUGGCGCCGACCUAGACUUCGUAUGGGGACUUGUCAGAGACGCAGUUACCGACCCAGUCCUUGCGUCACUUCUACCGGGCGCGUCCCGUAGUGCACAAGGCUUCCUCAGCGUUCCUCUUUGCAGCCUCAUCAAAGACAAUAGGAUUGAUGAGCUUUGGCGAUUGCACGUUUGGCUGCCGGAUGGUCACAGAGGAAACCGUGACUUUGCUAUCCAUUCACACCAACCUUUUGCUCAAAGCUGGAUUCUUGCGGGUGAAGGCCGCGAUUACCAAUAUGCGGUUACAGAUUCGGAAGCCAAAGGUGCGCUGGACACGCCAUAUGCCCAAUACAGGAUCGCCUGGAGCGGCACAGGGAAAAGCCACGGGACAGCCUAUGUGCCACAUCAGUCUUACUCCAUCGUCGAGAAUACCGGGAAGAUUGUUCACAUCAAGCAGGUUGAGACUGCGCUUCAUACUCGCGAUAUGAGCUACACUGUUGGAGCCGGUGUACUCCACAGAACCAAAGUGCCAGCAGAUACCUUGCAUGCGACUCUCUUCUACUUUGAUUCCAGCCGAGAAUUCAUACAAGACGCGCCAGUGCUUGGGCCUGCGGAUGGAGAAUCUUACAAACAAUAUCGGGACGUGGGUAGCCAGCCACCUUCGUCGCUCGCCAACAUGGUGGAGGUAGUCCGCUCCUUUGAGAGACUGAUGGGAGAAGGACAGCAAUGUAUGCAUAGCGGAAAUCUGGAAUUGGCGCUGCGUAACUUCAACAGUGCGCUUGCUCUUUGCGAAUCAGGGGCUGCUUCCGGUGCCAUCCUGAACGGUGACCGUUACAAACAGUUGGUUUUUACCAAACUCGGUGGUACGUACAAACGCCUUGGCAAGUAUGAGCAGGCAAAAGACUUGCUCGAGCAAGCAAUGGCCAUGUCAGCAUCAAGUAAGCUGCGCCUCGAAGCCAGUGGCGAGCUUGGUGUUAUCUAUCGGCACAUGGACCUGAUGGAUGAUGUAAAGCGUGUGCUUCGGGUUCAGUAUGAAACAGCAAAGGAGUUUUAGGCAGAGCGGUUCGCGUGCCGGUCAAUCGGAAACCUCGGUAUGGUCAACUACAAACUGUCCCAGCAGCGUCAGGAUGAGUCGUCGUUGUAAUUAGCGACAAAUUAGCUCCUUGAACGCGUUGAAAGGGCCCAUCAAAUCAAGGAUACAAUUGACUCGCAAGACAUGGAUGCAGUUACAAGAGAACAAUGAUUGAAGGU
Messenger RNA from Neurospora hispaniola, 1764 nucleotides. RefSeq lists its product as uncharacterized. The record is from RefSeq and is a predicted model, not a curated record. The transcript has 3 exons. Bases 293 to 1567 code for a protein of 424 amino acids. Lineage: Eukaryota; Fungi; Ascomycota; Sordariomycetes; Sordariales; Sordariaceae. Gene Ontology annotation, molecular function: protein binding.